Molecule: messenger RNA, 2192 nt
Organism: Oncorhynchus gorbuscha (pink salmon)
Lineage: Eukaryota; Metazoa; Chordata; Actinopteri; Salmoniformes; Salmonidae
Gene: rab5if
Product: RAB5 interacting factor
Exons: 4
Coding region: 200-583 (127 amino acids)
Biological process (GO): mitochondrial respirasome assembly
Source: RefSeq, a predicted model, not a curated record
AAUUUCGGGUCAAGUCCUUCCUGCGCAUGAAGUCUGUUGGGUCAGCAGUGCGGUGGUUCCUUUAGCCCUUUGUAAACAUUUGACAAUAAUAAUCGAUUGAAAUAGACGACGGAAACCGUAUAAUAAUAACAUUAUUGUAAGGUGUGUUGCACGCGGAGCUUAAUUUAACGUCUGCAGAACAAGGGGGUAACAGCAGAGAAUGACGAACGGUUCAAAGAGAAAAGAAGAAGUUCAUCUCGCCAACGGGGGUGUAAAGCAGUCCACAUGGAGCAAAGUCUUAAAUAGUACCGCUGUAUGGGAAGAGAAGGAUGAGUUUUUAGAUGUGAUCUACUGGAUUCGACAGAUUAUCGCUCUCAUCCUCGGCGUGAUAUGGGGUGUUGCACCACUAAAAGGCUUCCUAGGAAUAGCCAUAUUCUGUGUCAUCAACGCGGGGGUCCUGUAUGUGUACUUCAGCAGCUUUCAGCAGGUGGACGAGGAGGAAUAUGGAGGAACGUGGGAACUCACCAAAGAAGGCUUCAUGACAUCCUUUGCAUUAUUCCUGGUGGUGUGGAUAAUAUUUUACACAGCGCUUCAUCAUGACUGAAGACCCGAGGGGAAUCCAAUCCAUUCGAGAAAAAUAUGAACAUUUCAGUUGAAGUUAAAAUGUCAAGACAUGAAGUGUUUAGAAAUUGUUUUUGAGACAACUCGGAAACUCCGAACCUCUUGAGUUAAAAUGUACAUACGUUUUUUUUUUUUUUGCGUAGAGCUUCCCAUUGGUUGAUUCUGAUAUUUUCCAAGUGGGGAAGCAGAGCUCAUUUUUUUUACAAUGAGUUUCCAAUUCGGAAAUGUCAGAGUUUCCGAGUUGCUUUGAAAGCGGCAAAACUCCACCGUUUCUGGUGUGUCACCACCCACACCUAGAACCCGUCUGUAUGCAGUGCAUUUUGGGAGCCAUAGUUUGACAUCAAUGACCUUGUAAGACCAUCAGGUUAACAUUAAGCUAUGGCUCUGUUUGAAUACUUUAUUGGUUCAUCUCAAUCCUUUAACAUUGCUUCUUCUCUUCAUCUCCUUUCCUGUAUCUGAACUGACAUCUAAACACAGCACUGGUGAGGGAAUGUGGAGGAUGCCAUUUAGAAAUUUGCUCUCACCUGUCCAGUUAUGUCAUAUCAAUGCAGAUAAAGGGGAUGAGGAAAAUAGGUAUUUUGACUAUUGAGAUGCAACCUUUCCAUCCAUCUGUAUUUCUCCUUAACUUUCUAGAGUUGAUCACUAAUCUGACUGAAAUGGGUUGAUGAAAGCAAGUGCUCAGCCAGAUUGUUUCCACCUACCCAUCCCAUAGAGAAUGAUAGAGUUCUCUAGUGGCCAAAAGGCUGUUUUGCAUGGGCAGCACCAUUGUGGGCUUCCACCAUUUUAAUGUAAUCAACUGGGUGGGACUUUUAACUUAAUUGGUUGAUCCCUCCUCGUGACUCUGAUGGAGUAAUGUCCAACUGGGUCAUCAGAAGGGAUCAGCCAAUUGUAAAGAAGAAAUUUGACUACUUAAAAAUGGAGAUUGCCUCAAUCGUGCUGCCCAUGCUGUCACAAACGCUAUAAUUGCACAGAUACAAAGAUGAGUCCUCUGUAUAUCUUUGACCCACACAGCCUAGAUCAGUGUAAUCUUCAUGGAGAGAUGGAAGGAAACCGUAAUCUCUGAAGUGUUGGAACUCUGUCCAACUUUUAAGCUAAAACUGUUCUACAGCCAUAAUUUGUUAUUGUUUUUCUUUUCACUUAGUAAUGACAGUAUUUGUAUCUAGCAGUCAGAACUGGUUUUAAUUAAACUUUUUUUGUUUGUUUUCCCUCACACAUAGCUUCCAAAUCAAAUAGUCUUACCUAAUGUUCUGAGAUUAUUAAUUUAAAACAUCUGUAAAUUCUGUAAAAUGUUCCCUUUUCUCAAUCUGCAUUGUAUUAAACUGAUUUAUUUGUACUCCUUUGUUACAUCUUGGUUGAUGUAACAUACAUUUCAGUAUUUUAUAGUUCAUUCAAUUAAUUGUUUGUGCAAGAUGUCUGUAAUGACUACUGUACCACAUACAUGAUUGGUUUUUGAGAGUAUUGUAUUUUCUGAUUUGGGAAUCACAUUAAACAUGGGCUUUGUUUAUCAUCCAAUUUCAAAGAGAUGCUGUGUCACUGAUUUAGUAUUUGUUAAGAGCAUGUCAACUCUUGCUGAGUAAAAUCUUCUACAUUCA